Pyricularia grisea is the source of this 1293-nucleotide messenger RNA. RefSeq lists its product as uncharacterized. Bases 427 to 1293 code for a protein of 288 amino acids. The record is from RefSeq and is a predicted model, not a curated record. The transcript is spliced from 2 exons. Gene Ontology annotation, molecular function: metallopeptidase activity. NCBI's taxonomy places the organism in Eukaryota, Fungi, Ascomycota, Sordariomycetes, Magnaporthales, Pyriculariaceae.
GACAUCCCGCCCCUCCAACCGACCAACGCCAUCAAUUUUCCCCCGCAGCCUCACACGGCCUAGAAUCAGUUACCGACCAGCUGUGCAGAAACGAGCAGAUGGAAGGUCCCGAUGCAGAAGGAGGUUUAUGUUUUUCUGGGUUGUCUUGCCCCUGGCAGGGGGCAGGCUGCCUUUGAUUAUGCAAACCAUUCCUUUAGCUAAACAGGUUCCAUAUCGAUGAGCCGACAUCGGGUCAGAAGGAUCAUCUAUGACAGCACACGUUGGACCUGCACAAUGCAUUCCGGAACUGGUCUGCACCAAAACUACGUGUCUUGACGAGCAGCCUAGGUUCGUAUAAACCCGUGUGUCGCCAUCCAACUCCUGCAUUCUGCAGUCUCACCCAAUCCUUUGCCUUUGUUUUCGCUGUCGGGAAUCUUCGCUUCAGCCAUGCAUCUCAGAUCAACAAUCCUCGCUGGCCUCGGCCUCCUGGUGUCCGCCACUCUCGGCGCACACCUGCCCCCUAUGUCACGGGCCAUUGACAAGCCGCGAUGUUUAGUAGAGGACAAUCUCCCCCAGCGAAGAGGUGCAAGACCUCUACGAGAUUACGUUCCCACUGCUGAGACCAUCGUCGUCAAGACGUACGUGCACAUUAUUGCACGCGACAAGACUGUGGCAGGUGGAUGGGUCACUCAAGAGACACUGGACGAGCAGAUGCGCCUUCUAAACACCACCUACGCCGGCACGGGUUUCCAGUUCAACUGGAUCCGCAACGAGACGACGCGCACCGUCAACGUCUCUUGGACGCAGUUCCCUUCGGACUGGAACAACUACUUCCCCGAAGUGUCGCAGUGGGAGGUGAACUGGAAGCGACAGCUCCGCAAGGGCGGCGACGACCUCAGGGUGCUCAACCUCUACUUCAACGUCGGGCUGCCGGCCGCCGGCGUCGCCGUCCUGAUCGACCAGCAAGGGGAGCUCGACGACUUCCGCAUCUUUGACGGCGCCAUCAUCGACCCCAGCACCAUGCCCGGCGGGCCGGACCCGCUCAUCAACGAGGGCAAGACCGUGACCCACGAGGUCGGUCACUGGGUGGGCCUGUACCACACCUUCCAGGGCGGAUGUGCCGAUCAGGACCUGGUCGAGGACACCCCGCCCGCGCGUGCUCCGGCGGGAGGGUUUUCGUUUUGCGACCGGGCUUACAACACCUGCGCCGACUCGCUCGGGCCCAACGGGACCGACGCUCCGGAUCCAAACGACAAUUACAUGAGCUACUCGACGGAUCCGUGCAUGGCCAGGUUCACGACAGGGCAGAUGUGA